AUGGACAUUGACAGUAACCUUUCAUGUAAUAGUAAUUUAGAUGUAAAUAUUCAAUAUUUAUCUAAUGAUGUAGGUGCUGCACAUGUGGAAAAUGUAACAGAAUCGUUUUAUAAUGAACAUACAAAUGUUAAUUGUGAUCCUGAUACAUCUGAUUUUACUGCAUAUAAUGAUAAAGAACGGGUUGAUUUCAUUGAUAACCACAUUUUAUCCUCGAAAAUUAAUCGAGGAACUCACGUAAACAAUUAUAACGUAAUUCGUCACACAUACUACGAUGAAUGGAUGAUUAAAACUGUUUCAUGGAUUGCUAUGAACAUUGGCUUUAAACAAAUUGAUAUCUCUGCCAUUGAACUACUAAGCUCAUAUACUAUUAAACUUAUUCAAGAUCUUGGUAGACGAGCCCAAACAUUGGCGCGAAUUAGAUCAUCGGAGUGCUGUAACUAUAUUGACACUAAGACAGCUUUGCAAAAUACUUAUCCACAUUUUUAUAACGAAAUUUUUAUCCAUGCAAAAUUUCUAAGUAUUAAACCAAUGCCCACUUCAAUUUCAUCGGGCCACUAUCAUACUAAAUCGCAACCAGCUCUACUUGCUAAUCCGUCUUUCCUCUACUAUGAAUGUCUACUAGCUGCGGGUGAUUCUAUUGCAAAUGUUAUGUCAAAAAGUCCUAAAAUUAUUCCAAAAAAUGAUAAUAAAUACAGCGUUCCAAUCAAUAUUGCCCAAUAUAUAGACACCAAUAUCAAUACCGGCAAUUCUCAGGAGGAAAUUGUUGAUAACUGCGCUUCUAACGAUAGUGGAUCGAUAGGAGUUUAUGUCGCUGGUGGAUAUAGUGCUAAUGAUGAACCUUUAUACCAAAAGUUGGUUAUGAGCAGGAGGAAAUUCUGCCACAAACACUUUCCUAUCCUGCCCAUUGAAUGCUUUAGAGACAACAAAGGUCAAUCUUUUGAUAAUGAAUAUUCUUAUCUUCCUGAUAUUGGCGAUUCAACACAAACGAUUGAAAAACAGAAAAUUGUUUUACAAUCCGAAUUGCCGUUGUUGCAAUGA
This is a messenger RNA of Babesia microti strain RI, 1038 nucleotides long. RefSeq lists its product as hypothetical. The coding region runs from base 1 to 1038 and encodes 345 amino acids. Lineage: Eukaryota; Apicomplexa; Aconoidasida; Piroplasmida; Babesiidae. The transcript has a single exon. The record is from RefSeq and is a predicted model, not a curated record.